This is a messenger RNA of Drosophila gunungcola (fruit fly), 1208 nucleotides long. RefSeq names its product ubiquitin-like-conjugating enzyme ATG10 (gene Atg10). The coding region runs from base 64 to 654 and encodes 196 amino acids. Gene Ontology annotation, biological process: protein modification by small protein conjugation; macroautophagy; protein lipidation. Gene Ontology annotation, molecular function: Atg12 transferase activity. The transcript is spliced from 4 exons. Lineage: Eukaryota; Metazoa; Arthropoda; Insecta; Diptera; Drosophilidae. The record is from RefSeq and is a predicted model, not a curated record. Gene Ontology annotation, cellular component: intracellular anatomical structure.
UGCCGUGAGUUAAUGGCCGCCCACCUCUAACUGGAUAUAUCUAUUGGGACAAAUUGGAGCAUUAUGGGCGAUUUGAGCUGGAAAGACUUUUUGAGCCAGGCUAAGCAGUUCCUUAAUAUUUCCCAGCAGUUGGGCGAUAGCUGGACAAUGGAGGAAAAGGACUCGAAUGAACCGAACACCUUCCUCAAGUUCGAACAAAAAAUUAAGUACAAAAGCGACAAGGAUAAUUUAGGGGAAUUGGUUAGUGUAGAGUAUCAUGUGGUCUACAGUGUUUCCUACCAAGUGCCUAUGCUCUUUUUCCAAACGCACAGAUCAGAUGGAAGCCUUCUGGACUUGGAGGCUACUUGGCAGCUCUUUAUGCCGGAAACAAAAGGUAGCGGUCUCUACCAGGUACUCACCCAAAUGGAUCACCCCGUGCUCUUCAGACCUUUCAUGGCACUGCAUCCAUGUCGCACCGCCGAGGUCCUAACACAAUUCGAAAGCCCAGCUAAAAUCAGGUUCUUACCUUCAUUAGCCUUUACGGACCCCAUGUGCAGUUGCGCCUGCAAAAUGCAUACGGCCUCAGCCAAGAAUACACAUAACUUGCAUUUAUUGGUGGUUGUUUUAAACACUGGUUAUAGGAGUAUACAUGUGUGGAUAAUAUGGCAUUUGUAAUUUACAGUUUUACAUUCAAUUCGCUACUUUAAAGUGGUUUGACCUUUACAUCGAAUAUGCUAAAUUCGAGGACAUCGUGUGCCUCAUUUCUUCUAAUACUUGGCACAAGUGAAGAUCCAAAUCGUACAGUAGAUACGGGAUAAAGUUAUAUAGCGACCGUUCUACUUUUCACAGCUAAAGCAACACUUCAGUUGUAAAUUUCAAUGUAAAAGAAAAUCCGUUAAUAAAUCAACAAAAGGAACAAAGCUUUGUACACUGAUUAUAACUCCGCUUAUGGGAGACAUUGAUGUACCUACGCAUUAAAUACGGUAAGUUUAACCUAGUUUAUAGUUUGCAAGUUCCACUCGCCCUCUUCCUUAAUUCAACUGGUAAUAUCAAUUAGUAGUUGUUCAAUUAUAGAGCUAUUUUUAGACAAGUAUGUAUGUAUAUGCUUAAGCCUAAUUGUACUGUACAAAAGCGUGGCCUUAGUCGAUCAGCUUCGCUUUGCAUUUUACUAAUGUUAAGUGGUUCAUUUAUAAUUAAUGUUAACUGGCUACUGUGUGGCAUUAGCGGCA